AGAGUGCCAGGCGCGCUCGAGACGUCUCAACGUCCUGUGGGUCGUGUGCGUACGGAGGGAGGCAACGUAAGGGCGCUCGGCGAGCCCGUCUCUCCUCGAAUGAAAGGAAACAACCCCUGGCGACAGAGCCCCGCUCUUCGGCAGUGCCGGAGAACCGACUCCCGCCUUCCCCGUCUCCCCUCGUGGGCGCUGUCCUCCUUUCGCCCAGCCGUGAGCCCCACUGCAUUUCUUGAGGCUUAAAGUGGCAGUCUCUAAACACUAAAAAUCAUGUCAAGCUCAAUUGAACAGAAAAAAGGGUCUACGAGACAGCGUAAAUGUGGCUUUUGUAAGUCAAAUAGAGACAAGGAAUGUGGACAGUUACUGAUAUCUGAAAACCAGAAGGUGGCAGCACACCACAAAUGCAUGCUGUUUUCGUCUGCUUUGGUGUCCUCACAUUCUGAUAAUGAGAGCCUUGGUGGAUUUUCUAUUGAAGAUGUUCAAAAGGAAAUUAAAAGAGGCACAAAACUGAUGUGUUCUCUUUGUCAUUGUCCUGGAGCAACCAUUGGCUGUGAUGUGAAAACCUGCCACAGGACAUACCACUACCACUGUGCAUUGCAUGAUAAAGCUCAGAUCCGAGAGAAACCUUCGCAAGGGAUUUACAUGGUUUAUUGUCGAAAACACAAGAAAACUGCACAUAACUCGGAAGGUGAUUUAGAAGAAAGUUUUAAUGAGCAUGAACUGGAGCCCUCAUCUCCAAAGACUAAGAAGAAAAGUCGCAAAGGAAGACCAAGAAAAACUAACCUUAAAGGGCUGCCGGAAGACAGCAGAUCCACAUCGUCCCAUGGAACAGAUGAGAUGGAAAGCAGUUCCUACCGAGAUAGGUCUCCACACAGGAGCAGUCCUAAUGAUACCAGGCCUAAAUGUGGAUUUUGCCAUGUAGGGGAGGAAGAAAAUGAAGCAAGAGGGAAAUUGCAUAUAUUUAAUGCCAAGAAGGCAGCCGCACAUUACAAGUGCAUGUUGUUUUCUUCUGGCACUGUUCAGCUCACAACAACAUCAAGAGCAGAAUUUGGAGAUUUCGAUAUUAAAACUGUACUUCAGGAGAUUAAGCGAGGAAAAAGGAUGAAAUGUACACUUUGCAGUCAGCCUGGUGCUACUAUUGGAUGUGAAAUAAAAGCCUGUGUUAAAACCUACCAUUACCACUGUGGUGUACAAGACAAGGCAAAAUACAUUGAAAAUAUGUCACGAGGAAUUUACAAACUCUAUUGUAAAAACCAUAGUGGAAAUGAUGAGCGAGAUGAAGAAGAUGAGGAGCGAGAGAGUAAAAGCCGUGGAAGAGUAGCGAUUGAUCAGCAGCUAACCCAGCAACAGCUUAAUGGAAACUAGGUUCGUGGGACAGAGAGAGUUAGAAAACUGAGAAAAAACAACUAUAACUCCUGUGCUUCUUUUCCACUUUUUUCUAAAAUAAAGGGUUUGUAACUUUUUACUGCCCGACUCUUAGAUCCUUCAUUGAACUGCCUAAAUCACCUUGUUAGUUUGUUUUCUGAGCCUUCAGUAGAUGGCCGACUUUGACAUAUUGAUAUUACGUAGCUGUAGUUUGCAGUUUCUGGGAAGCAGUCAAAACACUAUUAGCCCUGUGUAUACUGUCAGCAGUUAAAACAGACAUUGAAUGAAGUAAACUGUAUUUCUGGACUGAACAAAGUUCUACUGUUUAGAGUAUGUAAGUUUGUGUAGUAGAUCCACGCUCAAAGGAAACCAGAAGCAAGUUGUACUCCACCUUGCAAACAUGCCUCUGGUAGCAACACCUGGCAAUUUGGGGACUUUUCCUUGUUUUCAUACUCAAGCAAUGGAAACGACCAAUGAAGAGACUCUUCUUUUUGUCUUGGCUUUGACAGCACAUGCUCUAACCAUUUCUGUCGCGAAGCGUGCUGAAGCCUACCUGUGGUCCUUUUUAGAGUUAUUCUCACUGAGCGGCAUGGACUCUGGGCAACUGGUGAUGAUAAGCUCUGAGCUCCAGUGCUUCUGCCAAAACUCUUGACAGUACACCUUUCUGUGCUGUACAGAGAGCUUCUGGCAAAAUAAUGGAAUCGUAUCAAGAUCAAAAUAAUGUUUGGCAACAUCAGAUUAAACCUCUUUGAAAUUCAAGAGGUCAGCAAUGCGCUAAAGGACUUUGGACAUCAUGUCUGAAACCAGCUUCUCUCAAGUGCCCUGUUGUGUGGAACACUUCACAUAUUGGCCCAGCAUAUAUAAGGAGGUCUUAUAUGCUAACAUUUUUUUUAAAGGAACCAUCUUUGUGCAAAACAGUAUUUCUUUUUGACUCUGUGACCACUAUUUUAGAAACAUUAUUUAAUGCUUUCAGUCAUCAGUUUGCUUACAGAUUGAAUAAGCUUUUGUGCCCUGUUUUUCUUCGAGGGCUCGGAAGUAUUUUCUCAAUCACCAGAUUUUUAGAAAGGCUUUCUUUCCACUGGCGUUUCUCGCUUGUGACACACAUCCACUUACCUGCUGAAGCACAUUUACAUAUUUCUUUAUGGCAAAACCAAAAAAGUUAGUUGCGGUCUGCCUAAUGUUACCAUAGCACCUCAGUAUGAAAGGUAAGGAUUCUGAGUUCCACAUCAUUAGUUAACCUACCAUAAUGAAUCAGAUUUGCAAAUAAGAAAUAACGUACUAACUUGACUGUACAUUCAUCUAUUCUGUAGCUGGUAGAACAGCGUUUUGAAAUGUAACAGGUGGAAAAUUACACUGUGCUUAUUGACUGAAUUUUUAAACUGCUUGUCCCUUAAGAUCAUGUUUGUUAAGGUGUGUAUUUACACAUUUACUUAAAUCAAGGGACUCAAUGCUUGCUUUCUUUUAACCAUCUUUUAUUGUUAUUUUAGAAGGAAACUAGCUUUAGUAGUGGAUUGCCUUGUGCGUCUUCUCCUUUCACUCUUAAUAUGCCAUGAUGUGUAUGGGAUUAGUUUGCAAGGUUCAUCAUGACUUGAAGUGCAAGGACAGAUCUCAGUUUGUUUACCAAGCGAUGCGACUUUUCCCAAAGGAUCUGUACUUUAUUUCCUUAUAACAGCUUGAAAACCAUUCUUUUUUAAAUCUUUAAAUCACUGUGUCUAGGUAAUUUUUCCAUUGUGUGCCAUAGAACUUACCCAUGGAGAAAUGGAGCCCCUUCAUUUUUGGACAACUACUGUAAUGAUUUUUUUUUAAGAAAAAUGGAAGGUGCCAGGGGUAAUUAUGGCCAGUCAAUUAUUAUAUAAAGGACUUCAAAUGCUAUAGCCGUCAGUUGAUGGAUUUGAUAUGUAGUACAUGUAUGAUUUUGUAUGGGUUUCUUCAGCCCUUUCUCUGCCACUAGCAACCAGAAAAGCACUUUACCUUUUGGUUGGUUAGAUAGGUGGCUAACUACCUGUUUUUCUCACUGUGCUGUGAUUGGCUAGAUAACCUUCAUUUAAAGUUGAAAUGUAAACUGAAGUCACAUUAAACAUUCACGUUUGGCUGUAAA
This is a messenger RNA of Mus caroli (Ryukyu mouse), 3460 nucleotides long. RefSeq names its product PHD finger protein 6 (gene Phf6). Gene Ontology annotation, molecular function: histone binding; histone deacetylase binding. Gene Ontology annotation, cellular component: nucleus. The record is from RefSeq and is a predicted model, not a curated record. NCBI's taxonomy places the organism in Eukaryota, Metazoa, Chordata, Mammalia, Rodentia, Muridae.